AUGGCAACUCCUAUUAAGAAAGACCUCAUGAAGCUCGAUGAGACUUCUUAUUCAUACAUCUUUGAACAAGAUGUGUCCAUUCCGCUGAGUGGCGGCGUGCUUAUUCGAAGCAAUAUCUAUUAUCCAAAGGGAGUCAAGCAAGGUGAAAAGUAUCCCGUUCUCGUUACGUACGGGCCAUAUGGAAAGGACGUUCCAUAUGAGGCAUUUCGGCCGACAAGUUUUGCAGAACUGAACCCUGACCAUAAAUCUAAUCAUGCGGCAUGGGAGACUCCAUUCCCUGCAUAUUGGACUGAACACGGCUACAUUGUGAUUCGGGCGGACGAAGUUGGUAUCGGUCAAUCUCCCGGAGUAUUGGACGUCUGGUCAAAAGUUGUGCUUGACACUUUUUGCGAGCUGAUAGAAUGGGCUGCAGAGCAAAAGUGGUCUACCGGAAAAAUCGGUCUUACGGGAAUUAGCUAUUACGGCGCGAUCCAGUGGCAGGCAGCGGCACGGCAUACAAAAGGUCUCGCUGCCAUUAUUCCAUGGGAAGGCUUUGCCGAUCUCUAUCGAGAUGCUACACGUCACGGUGGUAUCUUGAGUAAUGGAUUUUUGCGGUACUGGUAUGAUCUUCAGGUUGUACCAAAUCAGUAUGGGUAUCCUGGUCGAGAAGCUACUGGCUGGGGUCCAAAUACUUCGGAAGGUAAUCUGACCGCAGAAGAACUCGAAUCGUCUAGGGUAGAUAUCUCGGAUAGGAGUUGGACCUACCCAUUUGCCGAGGGUGAUCGUUUCACAGCCUGGGAUGUGAAAUUAGAAGACAUCAGAGUUCCCCUUCUAAGCGUUGCAAAUUGGGGAGGUACAAUGCUGCAUCUUCGUGGAAAUGUUGAGGGCUUUGUGCGAGCCGGUUCUACGUUCAAGUACUUGCGCUUCAUUACGGGGAGGCAUGAUUUACCAUUCUACUAUCCGGAAGAGGUAGAGCUUCAGAGAAGCUUCUUAGAUGCAUUUUUGAAGAAUGAGGAUAGAGACGGUUGGUCCAAGAAAGGUGCGAUUCCGGCAGUAGACCUAGUUCUCCGGAAAGGUGACGUAGGCUACAACGAUCCUAACGCGGAACUCACUUAUCCUCGCCGAAAAGAGACUGAGUGGCCUAUUGCGCGGACUCAGUAUAGAGACCUCUUCUUGACUCCAGCAAAAGAACUUCUUUUCUCUAAACCAAGUGCUGACGGAGAAAAAUUAGGCUACAAGGCCCUAGGCACAUUAGAAAGUCCACAGUUGAUCUCAUUCACUAGCCUUCCUUUUGAAUCUGAGACAGAGGUGACAGGGCAUAUGGUCGCUCAUCUCCAUGUCUCCGUGGCCGCAGACUCUUCAGGCCCUGUUCCAUCGGAUAUUGAUCUUUUCUUAUCCGUUCGUCAUCUCUCGAAGUCAGGCAAGGAAAUCAGCUACACGGGCACCCUUGGUGGACCAAAUUGUGUGACAAAGGGAUGGCUGCGAGUGAGUUUGCGGAAAACUAAUCCAGAACACCCUUUACAUCGACACUACCUUCCACGUCGUGAGUAUCGCUCCGUUGAUCAGCUGCCCGUGGUCCCGAACGAAAUAUAUGCGGUGGAUGUGGAACUCUGGCCGACAAAUGUAGUUUUGGAGAAAGGAGAACGACUUGUGUUCGAAAUUAGUUCUGGAGAUACUCCUGGUGUGGAAAUUAGUGUUCAUAAUUACCCUCCUGAUAGGUCGGCAGAAAAAUUCCAGGGCACCAAUUUCAUUCAUUUUGGACAACACCAUGUCAACUACCUCAGGGUUCCUAUUAUUCCACCACAAUAG
Messenger RNA from Talaromyces proteolyticus, 1788 nucleotides. RefSeq names its product Alpha/Beta hydrolase protein. Gene Ontology annotation, molecular function: dipeptidyl-peptidase activity. The record is from RefSeq and is a predicted model, not a curated record. The transcript is spliced from 3 exons. Lineage: Eukaryota; Fungi; Ascomycota; Eurotiomycetes; Eurotiales; Trichocomaceae. Bases 1 to 1788 code for a protein of 595 amino acids.